This is a messenger RNA of Trematomus bernacchii (emerald rockcod), 2446 nucleotides long. Its product is annotated as calpain-2 catalytic subunit-like. Gene Ontology annotation, biological process: proteolysis. Gene Ontology annotation, cellular component: cytoplasm. Gene Ontology annotation, molecular function: calcium ion binding; calcium-dependent cysteine-type endopeptidase activity. The transcript has 21 exons. NCBI's taxonomy places the organism in Eukaryota, Metazoa, Chordata, Actinopteri, Perciformes, Nototheniidae. Bases 157 to 2250 code for a protein of 697 amino acids. The record is from RefSeq and is a predicted model, not a curated record.
CUCCUCCCCCCUCUGGGUUUCAGGGCGGAGGUCUGACAGAGGAAAGUUAGCGCUCAGUCUGAGCGGAGUUUCUAACUUUGUUCCUCUAACUCACUUCUUCAUAACUUCUUCUUCACUUCUUCCUCAAUUCUUCCUCACAUCCUCUUCCUCAGCAACAUGUCGGGCGUCGCGUCCACGCUGGCGAAGAAGCGCGCUCUCGCGGCGGGUUUUGGGACCAAUGCGAACGCGACUCGGUACCUGAACCAGGACUUCCUCGCGCUGCGGGAGCAGAGCCGCUCCUCCGGGACUUUGUUCUCAGACCCGACCUUCCCCCCCGCUGCGGAGACGCUGGGCUUCAAAGAUCUGGGCCGCGGGUCCCCGAAGGUCCGGGGGGUGACCUGGAAGAGACCGACGGAACUUGUCUCUGAUCCUGAAUUCAUUGUGGGCGGAGCCAGCAGAACUGACAUCUGCCAGGGAGCUUUGGGUGACUGCUGGCUGUUGGCAGCCAUCGCCUCCCUGACCCUGAACGAGUAUGUGAUGGCCAGAGUCGUUCCCACGGACCAGGGCUUUGGUGACGACUACGCUGGCAUCUUCCACUUCCAGUUCUGGCAGUUCGGGGAGUGGGUGGACGUUGUGAUCGACGACCGGCUGCCGGUGAAAGACGGAGAGCUGCUGUUCGUUCACUCUGCUGAGGGGAGGGAGUUCUGGAGCGCUCUGCUGGAGAAAGCCUACGCCAAGGUGUGCGGCUGCUAUGAAGCUCUGUCUGGCGGAUCCACCAUGGAGGGCUUUGAGGAUUUCACUGGAGGCAUCGCUGAGAACUUCGACCUGCAGCGCCCCCCUUCAAACCUGUUCCAGAUCAUGAAGAAGGCGCUGGAGGCCGGAGCCCUGAUGGGCUGCUCCAUCGACAUCACAAGCGCCUCAGACUCAGAGGCUGUCACUCGUCAGAAACUUGUGAAAGGACACGCCUACUCUCUGACCGGUGCCGUGGAGGUGAACUACCGGGGGCGCCAGGAGAAACUGGUGAGGAUCAGAAACCCCUGGGGUCAAGUGGAGUGGACCGGGCCCUGGAGCGACGGAUCGAUGGAGUGGAACAAUGUGCAGGGAGAUUGUCCACAUGCCAACGCAGAGGACGGCGAGUUCUGGAUGUCCUACACCGACUUCCUGCGUCACUACUCUCGGGUGGAGGUUUGCACUCUGACCCCCGACACCAUCGACGACGACUCCGUCAAACACUGGAGCGUCACCAAGUUAGACGGCAGCUGGAGGAAAGGGUCCACCGCCGGAGGCUGCAGGAACCACCCCUACUCCUUCUGGAUGAAUCCUCAGAUAGUGAUCAAGUUGGAGGAGGAGGACGACGACCCGGAUGAUGGAGAAGUGGGCUGCAGUUUUGUCGUCGGUCUGAUCCAGAAGAACCGCAGGAAGCUCCGGAAACAAGGAGAGGACAUGCACACCGUCGGGUUUGCCAUCUAUGAUCUUCCCAAACAGUUCUACGGACAGAGGGAGGUCCACCUGGACAAGAACUUCUUCCUGACCCACGCCCAGACCGCCAAGUCCGAGACUUUCACCAACCAGCGGGAGGUCAGCACCCGCUUCAAGCUGCCGCCAGGGGAGUACCUGAUCGUCCCGUCCACCUUCGAACCGCACCUCAACGGAGACUUCUGCGUCCGGGUGUUUUCCGAGAAGCAGGCUGAGACCCUACCCUGUGACGACCCGGUGAGCGCUGAACUCGAAGAUGAGACAGUGUUGGAUGAGGAAGUGGAUUCAGGAUUCAGAGGCCUCUUCACCAAACUCGCUGGGGACGACAUGGAGAUCUCUGCGGUGGAACUGAGGACCAUCAUGAACAAGAUCGUCUCCAAACGGACGGACAUAAAGACAGACGGCUUCAGCAUGGAGACGUCCAGGAUCAUGGUGAACCUGAUGGACGACAGCGGCAACGGGAGGCUGGGCCUCGGAGAGUUCGCCACCCUGUGGAAGAAGGUGCAGAGAUACCUGACGAUCUACAAGCAGAACGACAUGGAUAACUCGGGGACGAUGAGCACUCCUGAGAUGAGGGUCGCAUUCAAAGAUGCAGGUUUCACCCUCAACAACACCAUCUACCAGCUGCUGGUGGCCCGCUACUCCGACCCCGACAUGACCAUCGACUUCGACAACUUUGUGGGCUGCCUGAUGAGGCUGGAGAUGAUGUUCAAGAUCUUCAAGAAGCUCGAUCCUCACGAGAGCGGAUCCAUCGAGCUCGACUUCAACGCGUGGAUCAACUUUUCCAUGAUCUGAUCUGGAGCGUCCUGCAGUUCUCAUCCCAGAUAUAACAUGAUUACAUGUAAUAUAACAUGAUUAAAUGUAAUGUAACAUUAUUACAUAUAAUGUAACAUGACACAUAUAAUGUAACAUGACACAUAUAAUGUUUCUCUUCCUGUCACUACCUGACUGACUCUGAGUAACUCAAAUAAAGUCUCUCACAAACCUUUAA